AGUAACCGGCAUUUCUCGUGAAAUAUUGCAGCAGCCUGUACAGGAAUCUAUGGAAGCCUACGAGGACAAGGUACGUUCAUGCUCUUCCUAGUUAAUAUCUACAGCACUUGAGAUAUGUCCUAGGAGAGAGACAAGGUGACCUCUAUACUGCAACGUUAACGAAUAAUCUUUUAUUAUCACACAUGGCUCGCUUUGCUGCCGCAGCCAAGCUGGAUGACUUUACAUCCUCUGAUAUCUACAAGCCCACACGCGAGCGUACCAUUCGCUUUCUCUCAGCGUUUAUCAACUUUGUCAAAUUCACUGAGCAGGAUUCCAACCCUUUCGCAAAGGCAAUUCGGGAACGCUCGGAUGGUAUACUUAUCGAGAGAGACCAAGUUGCAGAGCAACUUUCUCUCGUUAAAAGGAAAACAGCUACAAUACGGUGGGACUUCGCCACAAUCCUGCUGUUCAUGCCGAUAACUAUCUUUGGCAGGGCUAAGAUGGCAGAAGACGAACCCCGUUGCGAGAAACUAAGGACUGAAAACUUUGAACUAAAGGGACGCUUACGGGCAUCAAAAGAGAUCCAGACUACUGGCCUUCAAGAACUCGAGAAGUUAAAAUCUGAAAAGUCAGCUCUUUUGAAACGGAGAGAAGCUCUCAACGAUGAAUUAGAAAGCGUGUCAGAGUCGGUCGGUCGCACCCGGUCGCGGGUCGUGCAAUCCCCGGAACGUAUUAAACGUACAAUCAGCACUAUGAACACCAGCGCGAACGAAGACAAGAAAAUAGUCGCCAUGCAGGAGAAUAAGGCGAAGGAACUGCAAGCAAAGUUUAAUGCUUUGCACAAUAUCGAAAGAGUAAGUUAUUGCCCCUGAUACAGAAAUUCGAUACUCGACCGAAAUCGCAGGAUGUUAGAGGGUGUAUUGAACAGUUACAAACCGUUGAAAAGGAAGAGCGUUUACUGCAAGAAUCCCAUAAAGAACUUGGUGGGCUCAAGGAUGAUCUUGAAGGCAAGAAAAUCGA
This is a messenger RNA of Guyanagaster necrorhizus, 999 nucleotides long. RefSeq lists its product as uncharacterized. The record is from RefSeq and is a predicted model, not a curated record. NCBI's taxonomy places the organism in Eukaryota, Fungi, Basidiomycota, Agaricomycetes, Agaricales, Physalacriaceae. The coding region runs from base 183 to 851 and encodes 222 amino acids. The transcript is spliced from 4 exons. Gene Ontology annotation, cellular component: kinetochore; Ndc80 complex.